UCAGUUCAAUACUUUCACUUCCACGUUGCGAACUCAAAAUGGCGUCGUCUCCUGGUUCCUUUCAUCCUAGCAAAUCCCUUGUAGAUCUUGCUGGCAGGCAUGCUACGUUUCAGCCAAGUAAGGAUUUGUAUGCAAAUGCACAUGUCAAAAACAUGAAUGAGUACCAUGCCAUGUACAAACGGUCUUUGGAUGAUCCCGAAGGGUUCUGGGGUGACAUUGCCAAGAAGUUCUAUUGGAAGGAAUGGUACACGGGGGAGUUUAUGAAGUACAAUUUCAAUGUUUCAGAUGGACCCAUCAGCAUCAAGUUCAUGGAUGGUGCUAAAACCAAUAUUUGCUACAAUGCUUUAGACAGAAACGUGAAAGAUGAACAGAUGGGAGACAGAAUUGCUUACUACUGGGAAGGUAAUGAUUCAGGUGACAGCUGCAAGAUUACUUAUGGAGAGCUACUGAAGAAAGUUUGUCAGUUCUCAAAUGUUUUGAAGAGUUUAGGAGUUAAAAAAGGAGACAGAGUAGCAGUUUACAUGCCAAUGACAAUUGAAAUUACUGUAGCUGUGCUAGCAUGUGCAAGAAUUGGUGCUGUUCAUUCAGUUGUGUUUGCUGGCUACUCAGCUGACUCACUUGCAGAGAGAAUGAUUGAUGGCAAGUGCACAGUUCUCAUCACUGCAGAUGGAUUCUAUCGUGGAGCAAAGCUUGUCAAGUUAAAAGAAAUUGCGGAUGCUGCUUUACGUGAAUGCAAGGAAUCAGGGCUUGCAGUAAAAAGAUGCAUCGUUUUGAGGCACAUCAGUGAGACAGAUGAAAAUGGGGCAAGUGAACAGAAUGGAGAUGAACCAGUUGCUAAAAGGCCCUGCAAAGGAUUUCUUGCACCAUGGAAUUCUGACAUAGACAGCUGGUGGCAUGAGCUGAUGCAAGAUGCGAGUGAAGAAUGCGAGCCAGAGUGGAUGGAUGCAGAAGAUCCUUUGUUUAUACUCUACACCAGUGGGUCGACUGGUAAACCAAAAGGAGUAUUACACACAACCGGUGGAUAUAUGCUCUAUGCAGCAACGACAUUUAAAUAUGUUUUCGACUAUCACGCUGAUGACAUCUAUUGGUGUACUGCUGAUGUUGGCUGGAUAACUGGUCAUUCAUACGUCGUUUACGGUCCACUGGCAAAUGGCGCUACUAGUCUUAUUUUCGAAGGCACUCCAUUGUACCCACACGCAGGCAGAUGCUGGGAGCUUGUUGAAAAAUACAAGGUAUCAUUGUUUUACACGGCGCCUACAGCCAUCAGAACUUUGAUGAAAUUUGGAAAAGAAGUUGUGUACAAGUAUAACCGUUCUUCGCUGAGAGUUCUUGGAACUGUAGGUGAACCUAUCAACCCGGAAGCUUGGCUCUGGUAUUACAAAUACGUAGGAGAAGAACGUUGCUCGGUUGCGGAUACAUUCUGGCAGACAGAAACCGGAGGGCAUAUGAUCACCGGGCUGCCUGGUGCUACAACAAUGAAACCAGGCUCAGCAAGCUUGCCCUUCUUUGGCAUUGUACCAGCUAUUGUUGAUGAAGAGGGGAAUGAGCUGGAAGGGGAAUGCGAUCAAGGAUACUUGGUAUUCAAGCAGCCUUGGCCUGGAAUGAUGCGAACACUGUACAGGAACCAAGCUAGAUUUGAAAGUGGCUACUUCUCGAGGUUUAAAGGCUACUACUUCGCAGGCGAUGGCGCCAAGCGUGACAAGGAUGGGUAUUACUGGAUCACCGGAAGAAUCGAUGAUUGUAUGAACGUAUCUGGACAUUUGCUAAGCACUGCCCAGAUUGAAAGCGCCCUUAUAGAGCAUCAGUCUUUAUCAGAGGCUGCAGUGGUUUCUAUGCCUCAUCCUGUGAAAGGCGAAUGUGUCUACUGUUUUGUGUCGCUUAAAAAUGGUGAAAUUUUUGACAACAAGCUCAUGGCGGCUUUAAGAGAUCGAGUGAGACAUCGUAUUGGCCCAAUGGCACAACCUGAAAUUAUCCAGAACGCCCCCGGCCUGCCGAAAACCCGCUCGGGCAAAAUUAUGCGGCGUGUGCUCCGUAAGAUCGCGCGUGAUGAGCGUGACCUAGGCGACAUUUCAACAAUGGCUGAUUCAACUGUUGUUGAAGAACUUUUCAAAAAUAGGCCUGUUGUUGAUCUAUCUUAAUCGCAGUAGAUACUGCUAGAACUUUGUAAUUACAUCAUCCAGCUUUUCUGGGAUAUCAAGAAGACCUUUCAUGCGUACAUUCGCUUGAAUUGUAUAUUUUGAAUAAGAAUAUAUCGAUUUUGA
This is a messenger RNA of Rhopilema esculentum, 2261 nucleotides long. Its product is annotated as acetyl-coenzyme A synthetase, cytoplasmic. Gene Ontology annotation, molecular function: AMP binding; acetyl-CoA synthetase activity. NCBI's taxonomy places the organism in Eukaryota, Metazoa, Cnidaria, Scyphozoa, Rhizostomeae, Rhizostomatidae. The record is from RefSeq and is a predicted model, not a curated record.